AAUUACUAGUUUAUUACAAUCAACAUUAGUUAAUCCUAUUCGAUCAGAAAAUUCUCAUGAAUCAAAAGAAAAAACUAAACAAACAUCAAAAAUUCAUCAAGUAACACCACGUAUGUCAAUUGUUAAUGAAAAAAAUAAACAUACAUUACCAAUUAUUAAUUCUUCAACAAUACAUUCUAUCUCAACAAAUAAAACAGAUACAGUUGCUAAUGUUAAUAAACAAGUUUUUCAACCACAAAUGUCAUUAGUUGAUGCUUAUUUAGUAUCAUCAACUGGUUUUGAUUUAGAAAUUGAACAAAAUAAAACAACUAAGACAAGUGAAUUAUUUACAGAAAAUGAACAAUCAACACAACCACAACAACAACAAUCUACAGAAACAAUAAUAACUACUACCAAUCCACUGAGUAGUUCACUUCGUAGUGAUCGUAUUUCAAUGCUUGAUGUUGAUUCUUAUAUACCUUUACCAGAUCAUCCGACUAAUAGAUCGAUUAGUCCAAUAAAAUCUCGUAUUGAUCUUGAAAUUCAUCAAUCAACAAUUAAAUCUUAUGAACGUUAUGCAAGUGCAUCAACACGAUCAACAGCUAUUGAUUGUUUACGAGAAGCUACUUUUUUUAAAAAAAAACCAUGGAUAAAAAAAGUUGAAAUAAGUAAAGAAAUGGUUAAACAUAAAGUUCAACAACGUCUUCGUCGUGCUACAAAUGACAUAAAUAAAAAACCAAUAAUAUCACCGCUUCGUACUACUGUUUCAAAUUCAUCACAUAAAUCAGAUACAAUUAAAGUUAAUUAA
Rotaria sordida is the source of this 787-nucleotide messenger RNA. Lineage: Eukaryota; Metazoa; Rotifera; Eurotatoria; Philodinida; Philodinidae. The record is from the annotation of a GenBank genome assembly.